Messenger RNA from Jatropha curcas, 1094 nucleotides. RefSeq names its product Nodulin MtN3 family protein (gene SWEET7). The record is from RefSeq and is a predicted model, not a curated record. Gene Ontology annotation, molecular function: sugar transmembrane transporter activity. Gene Ontology annotation, biological process: carbohydrate transport. Lineage: Eukaryota; Viridiplantae; Streptophyta; Magnoliopsida; Malpighiales; Euphorbiaceae. Gene Ontology annotation, cellular component: membrane.
UGCACCCUUCCUUAAUUCGUCCUUUAUAUACGAGCACUCUCCUUGUAUUCUUUCUUCAGGAUAAAGGAUUUCGAACAAGCAAAAUCCAUUUUCGUCUUGCUCUCCUCUCCUCUUCUUCUCACUUCAAAGAGCCAUGGUUUCUUCAGAUACUGCUAGAAAUGUGGUUGGAGUCCUAGGAAAUAUCAUCUCCCUCUUCUUAUUCCUAUCACCAGUGCCAACAUUUAUACAGAUAUGGAAGAAAAAGGCAGUAGAGCAGUAUUCUCCGAUCCCAUAUCUCGCAACCUUAGUGAACUGUAUGGUAUGGAUUCUAUAUGGUCUCCCUCUGGUGCACCCAAACAGCCUGCUGGUUGUGACCAUUAAUGGAUCAGGAACAGCUAUUGAGUUUGUUUAUAUUAUCCUUUUCGUUAUCUACUCCGACAAGAAAAAGAGGAUUAAAGUUCUUCUGAUAGUGCUUUUGGAGAUCAUAUUCAUUGCUGUUCUUGCCAUUUGUGUUCUAACUCUUGCUCACACUACCAAGAAGAGAUCUAUGAUUGUGGGAUUUAUAUGCGUAUGCUUUAAUGUCAUGAUGUAUGCUUCUCCAUUAGCAGUCAUGAAAACGGUAAUAACAACAAAAAGUGUGGAGUAUAUGCCAUUCUUCCUAUCAUUUGCUUCAUUUGCCAAUGGUAUUGCCUGGUCUACGUAUGCCAUCAUCCGUUUUGACCCUUUCAUACUUAUUCCUAAUGGGGUGGGCACUCUAUUUGCAUUGGCCCAACUGAUACUGUACGCCGUAUUCUACAAAUCAACGAAGAGGCAGAUAGCAGCAAGGGAAGAGAAAGGAGAGGUGGGCUUAUCAGAAGUGGUUGUGAAUGGAGAUUUGAAAAGAGCAAGCACUGCAGCUUUGAAUGGCACUGCUUCUGAAAUCCACAGGGCGUGAAAUGAAAUAUAUAUAUGAAGUAGGAAGAUUUUGAGUUUUGGCCCUAAUGAAAUAUUAACAGUCCAAUGUUUUUCUCCUUUUACUCCAUUUCAUGAACUAUUUCAAGAGAGCUACAAUAAAUGUAUUAAGCCAAAAGUGGUUUUUGCCUCAUAAUCAAGUUCUCUGCUUUAUUACUGUCUCA